Doryrhamphus excisus (bluestripe pipefish) is the source of this 7283-nucleotide messenger RNA. RefSeq names its product dedicator of cytokinesis 7 (gene dock7). Lineage: Eukaryota; Metazoa; Chordata; Actinopteri; Syngnathiformes; Syngnathidae. The record is from RefSeq and is a predicted model, not a curated record. Gene Ontology annotation, molecular function: guanyl-nucleotide exchange factor activity. Gene Ontology annotation, biological process: small GTPase-mediated signal transduction; axonogenesis; positive regulation of GTPase activity.
GUAACGCCACCAUUCUCCAGUUUUCCCGUUUUCCCAGUGGCGGUAGUGAGUGAGCGAGCGAGUGGAAUUCGCUGGCUGGCUCUCUGGGAAUUUCUUCCAAGCACAUCAGCGGCCACUGCCAUGGCUGAACGCCGCGCCUUCGCCCAGAAGAUAAGCAGGACUGUGGCAGCAGAAGUCAGGAAGCAAAUAGCGGGCCCGUAUGGAGGCUCCCCACAACUCUUCAAAAACCCCAAUGUUGGCAAUACAGCAAGUAACACAGUUCCACUUACAGAGGCAGUGGAGCCAGUGGAUUUUGAGGAGUACCUCAUCACUCACCCUCCAAUUGUGGAGUCAGGACCUCUAAGAGAUCUGAUAGAGUUUCCCCCGGAUGACAUUGAGGUCAUCUACACUCCCAGGGAGUGUCGCACAGUGGUACAAGCCGUGCCAGAGGAAGGGGACACAGACCCUCAUGUGAGAGACUGCGUCAGAUCCUACACAGAGGACUGGGCCAUCGUCAACAGAAAAUACCACAAACUUGGCACAGGCUUCAACCCAAAUUCAUUGGAUAAGCAGAAAGAGCGUCAGAAAGGCUUACCCAAACAAGUGUUUGAGGCUGAUGAAUUGCCGGAGAGCAGCAGCUAUCAGGAUGACCAGGAUGACCUCAAGCGGCGCUCAAUGUCCAUUGAUGACACGCCUCGGGGAAGCUGGGCGUGCAGCAUCUUUGACUUGAAGAAUUCCCUCCCUGACGCUCUCCUCCCUCAUCUCCUCGAUCGUGCGCCCAAUGAAGAGAUUGACAGACACAAUGAGGAGCAACGCAAGACCAACCGCCAUCGGGAACUCUUUGCUCUCCACCCAGCUCUUGAUGAGGAGGACCCUAUUGAGCGUCACUGUGUGCCCGAUGUACCCAAAGAGCACUUUGGCCAGAGACUACUUGUAAAGUGCUUGUCCUUGAAGUUUGAGAUCGAAAUUGAACCCAUAUUUGCUAGUUUGGCUUUAUACGAUGUGAAGGAGAAGAAAAAGAUAUCCGAGAACUUUUUCUUUGACUUAAAUUCCGAGCAGACAAAGGCUAUGUUGCGACCUCAUAUUCAGACUGCAGCCAUUUCCACAUUGGCACGCUCUGCCGUAUUCUCAAUCACGUACCCCUCUCAGGAUGUCUUUCUGGUCAUCAAGCUGGAGAAGGUACUGCAGCAAGGGGAUAUUGGGGAAUGUGCUGAGCCCUACAUGGUCUUCAAAGAAUCAGAUGCUGCCAAGAAUAAAGAGAAAUUGGAGAAACUACGCAGCCAGUCUGAGCAGUUCUGCCAACGCCUUGGCCGGUACCGAAUGCCUUUUGCUUGGACAGCCAUCCACCUAAUGAAUAUUGUCAACAGUGCUGGCAGUCUAGAGAGAGACACUGAGCUAGAGAUGAGUCUUUCAGAGAGAAAAGGCUCAUGGUCAGAACGGAGGAACUCAAGCAUCAUGGGAAGGCGGUCUCUGGAGAGAACCACCAGUGGCGAUGAAGCAUGUAGUCUCACUGGAUUCAGACCUGCUACUCUCACCAUCACCAACUUCUUUAAACAGGAGGGUGAUAGGUUGAGUGAUGAGGACUUGUACAAAUUUCUUGCUGAUAUGAGACGACCUUCUUCAGUAUUGAGGAGACUCAGACCCAUCACAGCCCAGUUGAAGUUGGACAUUUCCCCAGCCCCAGAGAACCCCCACUAUUGCUUGACACCUGACCUUCUGCAGGUUAAACCUUACCCUGACAGCAGAGUACGACCCACCCGGGAGAUCUUGGAGUUUCCGGCCAGGGAUGUCUAUGUGCCAAACACCACAUACAGAAAUCUGCUGUAUGUGAACCCGCAGAGCCUCAACUUUGCCAACCGACAAGGCUCGGCCCGUAACAUUACGGUGAAAGUGCAAUUUAUGAAUGGAGAGGAUCCGAAUAACGCUAUGCAGGUGAUCUUUGGGAAGUCAAGCUGUGCUGAUUUCUACAAAGAGGCCUAUACUUCUGUAGUGUACCACAAUCGAUCCCCUGACUUUCAUGAUGAAAUCAAGAUCAAGCUUCCCGCCUCCUUGUCAGACCACCACCACAUCCUCUUCACCUUCUACCAUGUCAGCUGCCAGCAGAAGCAAAACACAUUGCUGGAGACCCCUGUGGGGUACACGUGGAUCCCUAUGUUGCAGAAUGGACGUUUGCGGACAGGGCACUUUUGUCUUCCAGUGUCACUGGAAAAACCACCGCAGUCAUACUCUGUACUUUCACCAGAUGUUCCACUCCCAGGGAUGAAGUGGGUGGACAACCAUCGUGGAGUAUUCAAUGUGGAAGUGGUUGCUGUUUCAACCAUCCAUACACAGGAUCAGUAUUUGGAUAAGUUCUUUGCCUUGGUACAUGCCCUGGAUGAGCACAUGUUCCCAGUCAGGAUAGGAGACAUGCGAAUCAUGGAGAACAACCUGGAAACUGAGCUGAAGUCCAGCAUAGCUGCACUGAACUCUUCCCAGCUGGAGCCAGUUGUUCGAUUCCUGCACCUUCUACUUGACAAGUUGGUGUUGCUUGUGGUCCGACCGCCAGUCAUCGCUGGACAAAUUGUGAAUCUUGGCCAGGCAUCAUUUGAGGUGAUGGCAUCCAUUGUAAACCGCCUCCAUAAGUACCUGGACACCAGCCAGGACAUGCAUGGCCGCAACAGUCUGCUGUCUUCAUACAUCCACUAUGUCUUCCGGUUGCCGAGCACGGACCCCAAUGCACCUUCACCAGACAAAACAUGCUUUACAGGCCCUGGAGGGCUGGGUGGUUCUGUUCACUAUGCCACCAUGGCUCGAUCAGCAGUUCGACCAGCCAGCCUUAACCUCAACCGCUCUCGUAGCCUUAGCAAUAGUAACCCUGACAUCUCCGGUACACCCACCUCUCCUGACGAUGAGGUUCGCUCCAUCAUUGGCAGCAAGGGCUUAGACCGGUCCAACUCGUGGGUACACACCAUGGGUUGUAAGAGUGCCCCUUGGGGAUCCAGCCCUGGGUCUGCUCCAGAAACCAUGCAGGCCAUGGAGCGCUGUGGCAAUCGCAUGUCUUCGCACACAGAGAGCGCCAGUUUCUUGCAAACUUUAACAGGACGGUUGCCCACAAAAAAGCUCUUUCAUGAGGAACUGGCCCUCCAGUGGGUGGUGAGCAGUGGAAGCGUCAGGGAGGGAGCCCUCCAGCAGGCCUGGUUUUUCUUUGAACUCAUGGUGAAGAGCAUUAUCCACCACCUUUACUUUGCUGAUCGCCUGGAGUCGCCCAGAAAGAACCGAUUCCCAGAACGCUUUAUGGAUGACAUUACAGCACUGGUCAGCACCAUUGCAGGGGACAUUGUGUCGCGUUUCCAGAAGGAUCUGGAACUGGUUGAGAGACUGAAUACAAGUCUAGCGUUCUUUCUCAAUGAUUUGCUGUCAGUCAUGGAUAGAGGCUUUGUCUUUACCCUUAUCAGGGCAUACUGGAAGCAGGUGUCCGCAAAGAUUUUCACGCUGCAAAACCCAACCUUGGAGUCCCUGAGACUUGAUUUCUUGAGAAUAGUGUGCAGCCAUGAACACUACGUCACUCUCAACCUGCCUUGCAGCUUGCUCACGCCACCUGCCUCACCAUCACCGUCUGUCUCUUCAGCGACUUCGCAGAGCUCUGGGUUCUCCACUCAUGUCCAGGACCAAAAAAUAGCAAACAUGUUUGAACUCUCUGUGCCCUUCAGAGAACAACACUUCAUGGCUGGGCUUGUACUGUCAGAACUGUCUGUGAUACUGGACCCAGACAAUGAGGGGAUGUUUGGCUUGCAUAAGAAAGUGGUCAGUGUUGUUCAUAACCUGCUCUCCAGCCAUGACUCCGACCCCCGUUAUGCAGAUCCCGAGGUCAAAGCCCGUGUUGCUAUGCUUUACCUUCCUUUGAUUGGCAUUGUCAUGGAGACACUGCCACAGCUUCAUGACUUUACAGAGUCACUUAACCAGUGGGGUCGACCAGGGGGCCCCCAGGGAGCACCUGUGAGCAGCAAUGGGGAAGACGCUGAGGGAGAGGCAAACAGCAUGAUUAAUCAGACUGUCGCCAUGGCAAUAGCGGGCACUGCCACUACCUCUUCGAUGUCCCGACCGAGCAGCUUCUUGUUGAAUUCGCAGGCGAAUCGUCAGCAUGGGAGCUUUUCGGCUGAGUCAAGUCGCAGUCUGCUCAUCUGUCUACUGUGGGUGCUAAAAAAUGCAGAUGAGCUGGUGCUACAAAAGUGGUUCACAGAUCUUUCAGUGUCCCAGCUGAACCGCCUUUUAGAGCUCCUCUACCUCUGUGUCUCUUGCUUUGAGUACAAGGCCCAUGUUGUGUUCACCAUGCAGGGAAAGAAGGCGUUUGAGCGCAUGAACAGUUUGACCUUUAAGAAGUCCAAAGACAUGAAGGCCAAGUUGGAAGAGGCCAUACUUGGUAGCAUCGGUGCCAGACAGGAGAUGGUGCGUCGCAGCCGUGGACAGCUUGAGCGUAGUCCAUCAGGCAGUGCCUUUGGCAGCCAGGAAAAUCUGCGGUGGAGGAAGGACAUGACCCACUGGCGACAGAACAGUGAGAGACUAGACAAGAAUCACAGAUCAGUCAGGACCAGAGCAGAGUUGGAGCAUGAAGCGCUUAUUGAUGGCAACCUCGCAACGGAGGCCAACUUGAUCAUCCUUGAUACAUUGGAGAUCAUUGUGCAGACGGUAUCAGUGACCGAAUCAAAGGAGAGUGUCCUUGGUGGGGUGCUGAAAGUCUUGCUUCACAGUAUGGCUUGCAAUCAGAGCGCUCUCUACCUGCAGCACUGUUUUGCCACACAGAGAGCACUGGUGUCGAAGUUUCCUGAACUGCUGUUUGAAGAGGAGACGGAGCAGUGUGCCGACCUGUGUCUGCGACUGCUAAGGAGCUGCAGCAGCAGUAUAAGUACCAUCAGGGCCCAUGCCAGCGCCUCCCUCUACCUCCUCAUGAGGCAGAACUUUGAGAUUGGGAACAAUUUUGCAAGAGUGAAGAUGCAGGUGACCAUGUCCCUUUCUUCAUUGGUGGGAACAUCCCAGAAUUUUAACGAGGAGUUCCUACGCCGAUCUCUGAAGACCAUCCUUACUUAUGCUGAGGAAGACCUUGAGCUUAGGGAAACUACUUUUCCAGACCAGGUGCAAGACCUUGUGUUUAACUUGCACAUGAUCCUGUCUGACACAGUCAAGAUGAAGGAACACCAGGAAGACCCAGAGAUGCUUAUUGAUCUCAUGUACAGAAUUGCCAAAGGUUACCAGACGUCACCAGACCUCCGGCUCACAUGGCUCCAGAACAUGGCUGGAAAGCACUCUGAGAGGAACAACCAUGCCGAAGCUGCUCAGUGUUUGGUGCACAGUGCUGCCUUGGUAGCGGAAUACCUAAGCAUGUUGGAGGAUCGCAAGUAUCUUCCUGUCGGCUGUGUCACCUUCCAGUAUAUUUCCUCCAAUGUGUUGGAGGAGUCUGCAGUUUCUGAUGAUGUGGUGUCACCGGAUGAGGAAGGCAUCUGCUCAGGGAAAUACUUUACUGAGCUCGGCCUAGUGGGACUCUUGGAACAGGCUGCUUCAUCCUUCUCUUUGGCUGGCAUGUACGAGGCAGUAAAUGAAGUGUACAAGGUACUGAUCCCAAUCCAUGAAGCCAACCGGGAUGCAAAGAAGUUAGCCACCAUCCAUGGUAAACUGCAGGAAGCCUUUGGCAAAAUUGUCCAUCAGAGUACUGGCUGGGAGAGGAUGUUUGGAACAUACUUUCGUGUUGGGUUUUACGGUUCCAAAUUUGGCGACUUAGAUGAGCAGGAGUUUGUUUACAAAGAACCAGCCAUCACCAAGUUGGCUGAAAUCUCUCACAGGCUGGAGGGUUUCUACGGGGAUCAGUUUGGUGAAGAUCAAGUGGAAGUCAUUAAGGAUUCCAACCCAGUAGACAAGUGCAAGCUCGACCCCAAUAAGGCCUUCAUCCAGAUCACGUACGUGGAACCGUACUUCGACACUUACGAAAUGAAGGACCGCAUCACGUAUUUCGACAAGAACUACAACCUGCGGCGUUUUGUCUACUGCACCCCCUUCACGCUGGAUGGACGAGCGCAUGGGGACCUGCACGAGCAGUUCAAGCGCAAGACCAUCCUGACCACCUCCCAUGCCUUCCCUUACAUUAAGACACGCAUCAACAUCAUCCACAAAGAGGAGAUUAUUUCCACCCCCAUUGAGGUGGCCAUCGAAGACAUGCAGAAGAAGACACAGGAGCUGGCCUUCGCCACCCACCAGGAUCCUUCUGAUGCCAAGAUGUUGCAGAUGGUCCUACAGGGGUCCGUGGGCACCACUGUCAACCAGGGGCCGUUGGAGGUUGCCCAGGUGUUCCUAUCCGAAAUCCCUAGCGACCCCAAACUGUACAGACACCAUAAUAAGCUACGACUCUGCUUCAAGGACUUCACAAAGAGAUGUGAAGAUGCCCUGCGGAAGAACAAGAGCCUGAUUGGUCCCGACCAGAAGGAAUACCAGAGGGAGCUGGAGAGGAACUACCACCGCCUGAAGGAGGCGCUGCAGCCUCUCAUCAACAGAAAGAUCCCUCAGCUUUAUAAACCAGUGCUGCAGGUCAACUCGCACAGAGAUUCAUUCAGCAGACUAAGUCUUCGCAAAGUUGACAUUUGAAGAAGCCACGCAAAGCCACACCAGAAGAUGCAAUAUUAAUUUAUUCUUGAGUGUAAAUAGCAGAACGGUUCGUGAAAAGGCUUCAAGUCGGUACGUCAUUCCAGUGUCUUAUCCUGUUUACACACAACUCAAUCUGCGGGACGAACAAGUGGAUCUUCAGUUUUAAAGAGACACCUUGACCUUUUUAGACUUGGGGAAUGUUUUCCUCAUAGGGUGCAUUUUUUUUUUUUUUUAACAAUUUUAUGUUAACCUUCACUCCACAAGUACGAGCCAGCUUGCUGCAAGCUACCAAAACAAACCAAUGCUACCAAGAAUGUUGACAUUAAGUUAUUGGUUGAAGUGCCAAAAAAACUACUUUUUACGCCAAAUUCUGACAAACCUUUUUAAAUGUCAAGGUGUCUUUUUAAUUAACGUAUGUGUCAAAGAAAUCUGUAUUCAAUGUGUGCACUUUUUUUAAAUUCUGGCGUAGCAAUGCAUUUUACAACUUGAAAGUUAAUGUUAUUAUGGGGGGGGGGGGUGGAAAAAUGAAAAUGUGCAAAAAAAAAGUAUCAUUAUUUAUCAUAUUGCUUUACCACUUUUUGUUAAAGCAACAAUGCUUCAGUUAGGUACUGAAAAUGUAUAAUUUUAUGUAGUUCUGUUUUUGUUAAUUUUAAUAUUUUACAAAAUAAAUAUUUUAAUGUUCAGUUGUGGGACGC